Messenger RNA from Adineta steineri, 4716 nucleotides. The record is from the annotation of a GenBank genome assembly. Lineage: Eukaryota; Metazoa; Rotifera; Eurotatoria; Adinetida; Adinetidae.
AUGCAAAAUAACAAUUUUUAUAAUGAUAAAACUAGUGCUAUAAAUACAGAUUACAGUCAUUCUGAUGAUGAAAAUUUUUCUUUUUCAAAUAUUAUGAAUAAAAAUAAUGUUGACAAAGUGGAAGAAAAAGAACACGAUGUCGAUGAUGAUGAAAAACAUAUUGAAAUUGAAAUCGACAAUAACAAACCACUUAUUCAACUAGAAACCCCUAAUGAUUCAUCAGCUUUUUCAUAUUAUGAAGAAUUUCAUUCUCGUGCUAUGCAACAACAUCAUCAACAACUACAACAACAACAACCGCAGCAGGUGCAGCAACAACACACAGAUAGUCAUGAUUCAUUACUUCAACCUGAUCAUCUUAUAAUGAAUCAUAUAAAUACAGCAGCAUCAUCAACCGAUGAUUUAUCAACAACAAAUCAAUUAUCAUCAUCCGUAUUUCAUUCAAAAGAUUCUGCACUUGGUUUAUCAGAUGAUAAUUUAAAUGGUUUACAAACAAAUCCACAUAUCAUUAAUGAUGAUGAUGACGAUAAUGAUAAUGAAGAUUAUAUUGAAACAAUGAAUACUCAACAAGAAAAUAAGUCAACAAAUUCAACACGUACAUCUAUGUCAUCAAUACAUGAUACACAUCUUGAUCCAAAUGAAUUAGCAUAUCGUCUAACACAAUUACAUUUACCGAAUACAUCCAGUCCACCGAAAAAAACUUUAGCUGAUGAAUUAGCUGAAUUAGGUGAACAACAUAAUCGUUUUGAAACUGAUUCCCUUGAUCAUUCUCCAUCAAUACAAGAUGACUCGCAGCAUAAUUAUCAACAACAAUUAGAAGAAAUUAUAGAAGAUGAUAGUUUUCAUUCCACUCCACAUACAUAUUCAACAACAACCCCACCACCAGGAACUACUGAACAUCUUACAACAAUUGCAAACAAUAUUCGUGAGCUUAAUCAGGAAAAAUCAACUUUAUCACGUCGUUCUACUGUUGAAGAUAUUCAUGCACCAAUAAAUAAUCAAUAUUCAAUAAUAACCCCACCACCAUUAACGACUGGACAUAUUACAAGAGUUGCAGAAGAUAUUCGUGAAAUUAAUCAAGCGAAAUCAACUUCAUCACUUCAUACUAUUGUUGAAGAUAUUCAUGCACAGACAAAUAAUCAAUAUUCAAUCCCAACACCACUAAGUACUGGACAUCUUACAACAAUUGCAAAAGAUAUUCGUGAACUUAAUCAGGAAAAAUCAACUUCAUCACGUCGUUCUACUGUUGACGAUAUUUAUGCACCAAUAAAUAAUCAAUAUUCAACAACAACUCCGACACCAUUAAGUACUGAACAUCUUACAAGAGUUGCAGAAGAUAUUCGUGAAAUUAAUCAAGCGAAAUCAACUUCAUCACGUCAUUCUAUUGUUGACGAUAUUUAUGCACAUACAAAUAAUCAAUAUUCAAGCCCAACACCACUAAGUACUGGACAUCUUACAACAAUUGCAAACAAUAUUCGUGAUAUUAAUCAAGCGAAAUCAACUUCAUCACUUCAUACUAUUGUUGAAGAUAUUCAUGCACAUACAAAUAAUCAAUAUUCAACCACAACACCACUAAGUACUGAACAUCUUACAACAAUUGCAAAAGAUAUUCGUCAAAUUAAUCAAGAAAAAUCAACUUCAUCACUUCGUACUAUUGUUGAAGAUAUUCAUGCACAGACAAAUAAUCAAUAUUUAACAAAAAUUGUUGAUUAUCAUUAUUCACCACCUAUCGCAAACUUACAAACAGUUAUGACUGACUUGCAUCAAACACCUAUAGGGAAAUUUAUUCCACGUCCACAACGACCAACACAUUUGGAACUUAAUCCUAACGAAGAAAUGGAAGAAAACGAACAAAUUUCAUCACCUACUCUUGUAAAUAAUGUUCCAGUAUCAUCAAAUAUUAUUUCUGAUCUUGAACAACAAUUAUCUUCUUAUAAAGUAAAAACACCUUCACCAUCACUUCCACUUUCACCAUCACCUCCACCUCUACCAUCACCAUCACCUCCAUCACUACCAAUAUCACAAAUAAUGCCAAGAAAAUCAAGUGAAACUUCUCUAAAUUCAACACGUUAUAAUACACAACGUAUUGAUAAAGUAUCAGAUUUAGAAAUUAUGAAACAAGGUAAAGGUUUUAAAAUUGGUUAUGUCGAUCGACAAGGUACAGAUCAACGUGUUAUAUUAACAAAACGUAUUGAAGCAGGACCUGAUGUUAUGGCAAGAGAUCCACAUGUUCGUUUACCAUAUAAAGGUAGAAAAAUUUUAAGUCAAGUUUAUAGUUCAAUAUUAUAUACAAAUGGUUAUAAUGCAAUACAAGAAGAUAAGAAAUUUGAACAUUCAUCUGAAGAUAUUGAAGUACCAAUAAUUGGCACUAACCCACAACAUUUUGAUGAGUCUGAUAUGAUAUCAAUUGAUAUCGAUGGUCCUUCAACUAUGUUAAAUUCAAUUUGUGAAUCAAUUGUUAUAACUCAAGGUUCCGUUUAUUCUAAUAAUGUUUCAAAACCCGUUGCAGAAAAACCAAUUACUCAUCCUAUACCAAAAAGUAUAUUCGAUAACACUCCUUCACAUUCAUCUUCAGCUGGUUUUCGUCAUGUUGUAAAAGAUUAUCAUGAAGAAUAUCUUUUUGAUCGUUCACAAACACCAACACCAGUCAAUAAAAAAGUUGAAGUUAUUGAUACAUGGAAAGAUCGUACAGUUAUUGAUGGUAGUAGUGCAACAUGGCGUAGUUCAUCAUUACCAUCACAUAAAGCAACAAAACGUACUGAUCAAUCGAAUGCAAUUGAACAAUUUAUUCCUUCUUACGAACCUAAUACAGUUCAAACGCGUAUAGCACCAUCACAUGAUGUUAAAUAUCGUACCAGUGAAGAAAUAGAUAUUCCAGAUGUAUUCGAUUGGAAUGAUAAAUCAAUGAAUACACCAAUAAAAUCUAGUAAAACAACACGUGAUAUUGCUUUAUCACCAAUAAUAGUCGAAAGACAUUAUCAUACAUCAAGUACAUCACCAAUUGAAAUGAUGCAUGAAAAAAUUGAUCGAUCAUCGCAAUAUAGUCCACAUGGACAACAUGAUUUUGGUUUACAAUGUCAUUUUGAAAAUUUAACAUCAUCAACUCAAGUAUCAUCAUAUGAUUUACCAAAUUUUUUGAUAACACAUGGUGGUACACAAACAAUCCAUGAUUCAAGUCAUUUAUUUGAUGACUCAGGUAUUCAUACUCAUCUACAUGCAAUUUCACCAUCGCUAUCAAUGGUAUCGUCAGAAAAUCAACAUACAAAUCAACCAUAUACAAUAUCAGGAACAGAUUAUAUUCAUAAAACAAAUGAACAACGUACUCCUACAUCAGCAUUAACUGUAACACAAUUUACAGAUGGACAUUAUUAUCUUCCUGCAAAUGAUAAUAAUAAUAAUAAUCAAUUAUCAAUCAAUAAUCGUUCAACAACACUUGAAAGAAGUGCUGAUUCAGGAAUUCUUGUUGAUGAACAAUCAUCACGUAAUCGUCAUACAAAAGCUAAUUUUGCUUUACAAGUUGAUAUCAAAGGUUCAUCAUCUGAUAGUGAAGAUAUUUCUGAAGUAGCACAACGUCCAAUUCAUCGAAAAAAAUCAUCAAACAAUGAUAAUAUUUAUGAACAUCGUAGUGAAUUAGUAAUAACAACUCGAAAUGCUUCAAUAAAUGAUAAACGUUAUCAACAAGCAAUGCUUUCCUCAGCUAAAGAAAUUGAACAACAAAUCAUACAAUUAAGACGAGAACGUGCACAUAUACUCGAACUUCUUUCAUUAAAUUGGAGUCGAUCCAAUAUUUGGGUAGAAUUAACAGAAGCGAAAUUAAAUUAUAUUAUUGGAGAAACAGACGCAUUACUACGUUCAUUAUCAUUUGAUGCUACCCCAGUAGAUAAUGAAAGAGUUAAAAUAAAAAUGCAUCAAUAUGAAGAAGAUAUGGCGGAAUUAACUCGACAACGUUUAGCUAUUUAUCGUGAACGUUUAGAAGAUUCGAAAAAACAACUUGAUAUGAAAAUUGAUGAAUUAGAAUUAAAAAAAUCAUCAAUUGGAUAUCAUACAUCACAUUAUUCAACUCUUGAAUAUACACCACGUGUUAAUAAUACGAAUAAACGUUCAAAAUCUUAUUUAAGUACAAGUGCAGAAAAUUUAUCUAAUAUGCCUGUACAAGAUUCAAUAUCGAGUCAUCCACAUCUUCUUGAUAUAUCAUUUUUAACAUCAGCACCAUCGAAUCAAAAUGCAGCUCUUCCACCACGUUAUCCUCGUUCACCGCGUUAUACACAACAACAAGAACCAUAUAGAACUGUUUAUCGUCCAACACCACGUUAUCCAACAACAAUCAAUCCGACAAAUACGGAAAAUCGUUAUGAUUAUCCACGUUUUCGAUCAACAUCAUAUGUAACACCAAGUAGUAAUUUAUCUAAUAUGCAAGGUUUAAGUAAAAGUCAACAAGCUAUAUUAGAUGAAACCGAUAGAUUAGUUAAAGAUUCCCAACAAUUUCAUAAUGAAUCCGCAUCACAAUUUGAACGUGCAAGAGAAAGUCUAUUAUCAAGUGAAACACCUAUACGAUUAGCACGAGCUAAUAUGGCUGCAUCUCGUCUUUCACCAAAUUCAGCUUAUCUACCAAAUGAUGUAACACUUGCAGAAUUAUUUAAAUAUGAACAGUCUUUAGCUAAAGAAACAGCGAAAAAUACUCGAACUUAUUCAUCAAUAUCGACAACUGCAGAAUCUUAG